GUUCUGCCGGAGACGUCCGUCUGGCCUCCAUGUGAAAGGAAAGUCGGAAGCCACAUCUCCGCGUGUUGCUCUCAGGAUGCCGACUCGUGGGUCAGGCCCGAAGAGGGACGUUCUGGUCUAGGUGGCUGCCUGCCCACAGACACAGAUGCCUGUCCUCGAUGUCCGGCAUCUCUCCUCUUUCCUGGAGUGACAGUCUCCUCUGGACACCACCAGAAGGCCAUCUGCAGAAAAUGCCUCGCACGCUAAGGAUGUCAGCGACCUGACUUCAUGCGCCCCGUCUGCGCCGCUGUCGUGGGCGGCCUACCAUCCGAGAGCUCCGCGGCCCCGUCUCCAGGCCCCGCCCCCGUCUCUGAGAUGUCUCUGCUCCGCGCGCUGGGCCCAGUGCAGACCUGGCUGGGGCAGGAGCUAGAGAAAUGCGGCAUCGACGCCAUGAUCUACACUCGGUAUGUCCUCAGCCUCCUGCUGCACGACACCUAUGACUACGACCUGCAGGAACAGGAGAAUGACAUCUUCCUGGGCUGGGAAAAAGGAGCUUGUAAGAAAUGGGGAAAGAGUAAGAAAAAGUGCUCAGACCUAACACUAGAAGAAAUGAAAAAGCAGGCCGCUGUCCAGUGUCUCCGCUCCGCUUCUGAUGAAAGCUCUGGUAUCGAGACUUUGGUGGAGGAGCUCUGCUCCAGACUGAAGGACCUUCAGAGCAAGCAAGAAGAGAAGAUUCACAAAAAGUUAGAGGGGUCUCCCUCUCCAGAGGCAGAAUUACCCCCAACAGCAAAGGAUCAAGUGGAAAUGUACUACGAAGCCUUCCCCCCGCUGUCCGAGAAGCCGGUCUGCCUGCAGGAGAUCAUGACCGUGUGGAACAAGUCCAAAGUCUGCUCUUACUCCAGCUCCUCCUCGUCGUCCACGGCCCCGCCGGCCAGCACAGACACACCUUCCCCCAAAGACUGCAACAGCGAAGGCGAGGCCGGCCAGGAGAGGAGCGGCAACGUGCACGGCCGUGCCCAGGGCAAGGGCAGGGGCGACAAGGAGGGCCAGCUCGCUCCCGGCGCCGCGGACGAGAAGCCCGCCUUGUACAAAAAGCAGGUCCGACACAAGCCCGAGGGGAGGACUCGCCCUCGCUCCUGGUCGUCCGGCUCGAGCGAGGCGGGCUCAAGUUCAAGCGGUCCUCAGGGAGAUUUCAAGGCCUCUGUGAAGUGCGUAAAAGUUCGACACAAGACGCGGGAAGUCCGGAACAAGAAAGGGCGGAACGGGCCGAGCAGGCUGUCGCAGAAGCCCGGCGACAAGGCUGAGCGGGCCGUCCACGCCGCCGGCGGCAGCAGCAGCAGCGGGGGCGGUGGGGGCCCCGUCAAGCCGCUGUGCCGGCGCGGGAAGAGGCCCCUGAAGGACCCGGGGCGGAGGGACCCCGCGGGCGCCGAAGGAAGAGACCUGUCCCUGGAGAGCAGAAACGACAGAGAGUACAAGGAGGAGCCGCUGUGGUACACCGAGCCCAUUGCCGAGUACUUCGUCCCUCUGAGCAGGAAGAGCAAGCUGGAGACCACGUACCGGCACAGGCCCGAGGCCGGCGAGCUGCCGGCGGAGGCGGUGGACGCGCUGUCGGAGUCCAUGCGCGGCCUGUGUCUCGGCGGCAGCGGCGGGCAUAAGACGUACCUGGCGGCGGGCACUUUCAUCGAUGGUCACUUCGUGGAGAUGCCUGCGGUCAUCGAUGAAGAUGUCGGCCUCGCUGGGAGCCCGCUCUGUCCUCUCCCAGAGGACCCCAAGUACCUGGAUGGCAUUCAUCUGUCCGAAUUAACACACUUCUAUGAAGUGGACAUUGAUCAAUCCAUGUUGGAUCCUGGUGCCUCGGAAGCCACGCGAGGAGAAAGUCGGAUUUUGAACAUGAUUCGACAGAAGAGCAAAGAGAAGACGGAUUUUGAGGCAGAAUGUUGCAUAGUGUUAGACGGGAUGGAAUUGGAGGGGGAACGUGCAAUAUGGACAGACUCCACCAGCUCCGUGGGCGCCGAGGGCCUCUUUCUGCAGGACCUUGGCAACCUGGCUCAGUUCUGGGAGUGCUGCUCGUGCAGCUCUGGCGACGCCGACGGGGAGAGCUUCGGGGGGGACUCCCCGGUCAGGCUCUCCCCGCUCCCGGACAGCACGGCGCUCAAUCCCCACUUGCUUGCUGGCCAUCAGGAGCUCUUUUCAGAUAUUAAUGAAGGAUCUGGUAUAAACUCUUGUUUUUCAGUGUUUGAAGUGCAAUGCAGUAACUCUGUUUUACCAUUUUCUUUUGAAACACUCAACUUGGGAAACGAACACACGGAUUCUAGUGCUAAUCUGCUUGGGAAAACACAGUCUAGAUUGCUAAUAUGGACCAAAAAUAGUGCCUUUGAAGAAAAUGAACACUGUUCCAAUCUCUCAACCAGAACUUGUAGCCCAUGGUCCCAUUCGGAAGAGACGCGUUCGGACAACGAGACGUUGAAUAUUCAGUUUGAGGAGGCCACACAGUUUAACGCGGAAGACAUGAAUUAUGUAGUUCCUAGAGUCUCAUCCAAUUACGUAGAUGAAGAACUUCUAGAUUUUUUGCAAGAUGAAACCGGCCAGCAAAACAGUAGAACGUUAGAACUCCCUACCUUAGUUUUCAAAACAAAAUCCAAGCUAGAAUCUGUCUGUGGUAUUCAGCUAGAGCAAAAAAUGGAACCCGCAACCCUGGAAACGGCGCGCGCGUGCGGUGAGAGCGACCCCCGCGGUGGCGGCAGCUAUGGCUCAGGGGUCAUCAAGGACAUUUGGAUGAAGAUGGCAGACAGGGGCUCCGUAGCCACGGGGGACGCGGAGUGCAUGGACGAGGAGCUGUUUCCGACGGAUGUCAACAACUACUGCUGCUGCCUGGACGCCGAGGCUGAGGCCGAGGCCCUCCAGGAGCCCCGCAAGGCCGUGCAGAGGUCGGAGUACCGGCUGUGGGAGGGCCAGCGGGAGAGCCCUGAGAAGAGGGCUUUCGUCUCUGGGGAGCCGUCGAAGGGGGACGGCGGCGGCGACUACACGACGCCCUCGAAGCCGUGGGACGGGGCCCAGGACAGGGAGAGCACGUUCAUUCUGGGCGGGGUGUACGGCGAGCUCAAGACCUUCAGCAGCGACGGGGAGUGGGCGGUCGUCCCGCCCGGCCACCCCAAGGGAAGCCUGCUCCAGUGCGCGGCCUCCGACGUGGUGACCAUCGCGGGGACGGAUGUCUUCAUGACCCCGGGGAACAGCUUUGCUCCUGGCCACAGGCAGCUGUGGAAGCCCUUCGUGUCGCUGGACCAGAGCGACCCGCCGAGGAGCGGGGAGAACGGAGUCAAUAAGGGGUUUUCUUUCAUCUUCCAUGAAGACUUACUAGGAGCUUGCGGCAACUUUCAGGUUGAGGAUCCCGGGCUCGAAUAUUCCUUCUCUUCCUUUGACUUGAGCAAUCCGCUGUCCCAAGUUCUUCACGUCGAGUGCUCAUUCGAACCCGAAGGGAUUGCGUCUUUCAGCCCUAGUUUUAAACCCAAAUCCAUCCUCUGCUCCGAUUCCGAGAGUGAAGUUUUCCACCCCAGGAUAUGCGGCGUCGACAGAACACAGUACAGGGCUAUUCGGAUCUCUCCGAGGACUCACUUCCGCCCCAUCUCUGCGUCGGAGCUGUCCCCAGCGGGGGGAAGCGAGUCGGAGUUUGAGUCUGAGAAAGAUGAAGCCAGCAUUCCCGUUGCUUCUCAAGCUGAUGCGUUCGAAGACCCACAGGCAGAUCUCCGGCCGCUGGAAGAAGACGCAGAGAAGGAAGGCCAUUACUACGGGAAAUCGGAGCUCGAGUCUGGAAAGUUCCUCCCCAGGCUAAAGAAGUCCGGCAUGGAAAAGAGCGCCCAGACCUCCCUGGACUCCCAGGAGGAGGCCGCUGGGAUCCUGCCGGUGGGCGAGCAGAACCCGUGUGCGGAGUGCGGCAGGGGCGAGUCUCCGCAGAUCGCUUUGGAGAGCCCGGCGGCGAGCUGUAAAAUCAUGGCGCAGUGCGAGGAAGAAGUUAAUAAUUUCUGCAGUUGCAAAGCAGGUUGCCAGUUCCCUGCUUACGAAGAAAACCCAGUGUCUUCGGGACAGCUGGAAGAGUUUCCUGUAUUGAAUACCGAUGUUCAAGGGAUGAAUAGAAGUCAAGAAAAACAGACUUGGUGGGAAAAAGCUUUGUACUCUCCCCUUUUUCCUGCGUCGGAGUGUGAAGAAUGUUAUACAAAUGCCAAGGGAGAGAGUGGUAUAGAAGAGUGCCCAGAUGGCAAAGACACACCCAGUAACGAAGAGCAUCUGUUAGAUUUUAAUAGGGUGUCUUCUGUUUAUGAAGCAAGGUGUGCAGGGGAGAGAGACGCCGGAGCGCAGCCCGACGGCGUCCGCAGAAAGACCUCCUCCAGCGCCGGCUCCGACGGCUCCGGCUCCGGCUCCGGCUCCGGCUCCGACGGCGGGGGCGCGUGGGCGGGCCCCAGCGAAGAGGAGCUGUUUUCUCGAACUCAUCUCUAAGCCUGCCGCGUAGUGCAAAUUCAUUUUUGAAAACGAUCUGUGAUGGCAAAUUACCCUUUUGUGAGGCCUGUUAAUCUAAACUUAGGGUUCUUCUUCAAUUAACUGAUGCAGAUCAGCAAUUCUCUUUCUCUUCUUGCUUAUUUUAGAGUUGAGGACAGCUAUCCUGUUGAAAAUUUUUUUUCCAAGCUGUUACAUUCUUGGCUAUUUGAAAUAGACUAGAUUGUGUUGUCAAAUCAAGGGUGGGUGUGCAUGUGCUUGUCAGAAGCAUCACUGCUUUCCGCAUCUCGCCCGUGGCCGCCGUCCUCCGCUGCGGCGCGGCCCGUGUACCGUUAGCACCGCGGCGUCCGCAGCCGCUUCCGCUCUCCAGAGACUCCGGCUUUGGGACCUCUAGGCUUUGUUCUCUAAGAACUGGGACGGAAGUCCCUGCCCCUGCGACGGAUCGGGGCCUUUGCGAAGGCCGAGGGAAGCAUGGAUGACUCAUCCACGGUCUUCAUUCAGUCAGAUCUCAUGUCCAUUCGAAGUAGGAGCCGCAAGGGUGCGCUUUUAGAGACCCGCACGCGACCGUGUUCUCUGUCUUAGGACCCUCCCCCUCGAGGGUCACGGAAGAUCCUGUGCUGUGUGAUGUGCUUGCUAACUGGAGGAGCCAAGGCUUUGGGGUGCGGGGAGGGCUUGUGAGGCCAAGUGGGGGGAGAGUGCGCCCCCAGCCUGUCCUUACGUUGCCGUUACAUUUAUGCCAAAACACCCCUCUGGGUUAUUUGUGGUUUGGAUCUUAGUUGCAAAUUCUGAUUUUUCUGGUGACCUCCAUUGAAUCGAAGCCUCCAGAACUCGAAAUGGUAAAUGUUUGACGUGCAGUAAAGGCCCGCCUUGUCACCCCGGAGAGACCUGGGCUGCUGCAGCUAGCUCCUGUUGUGGCUGUGACUUAGUGGAGCCUAGGUCUCAUUUUGUGUUUGAGAGAAUGUUCUGGGCAAGGUCUGUGUGGUGUGGUCAGGGGCGGGGAGAGUGACCGUUGCUCCCAGGCCCGCACGAUCGCUCUGGGGGACUCGCGUUCCGCUCCUGCGGGGACCCAGCGGUCAGUCCAUGUCAUCCUAGCCCCGUCCACUCAUGACGGCCACUUCCUCGCGCUUUCACGCCGCCAGGCACAGGUACAGCUGGCGGGGGCGAUGUGUGUGAGACCACGUUGUUUUUCUUUUCAAACGAACUCAUUUUUCAAAAACCAAACCAACAACAAAGCAGAACCCCCUACUCCGUAGACUCUGGUUGGCACGUCUGUACUGUCAGGAAGGGACCGCCUCGCCGCUGCUCUCAGCGGGAGGUCAGGGGUGCUCGAGCCCGGGCGGGGUGGCCCUUCUUGUCCUGGCUGACCCAGGCGGUCCCCGGUGCGCGGGUCCCCGCUGCGAGAGGCCUGCCGGGCGGUCGGCUUGGAUCUCCCCACGCGGCGGGGUCUGUUCUUAUCCAGCACAUCUUUUGACACUUUAAAGUGUGUGUGUGUGCGUGUGUGUGUGCGGGUGCGCGCGCGUGUGUAAGGUUUACGUUGCUGUUAUUUAUUUUACAGACUUUAUAAGGUUUUAUGUAUUUUUCUUUCUUCCGGAGCUUCCUAAAAAGUGAUUAGCAUCUGCACUGAAAUGCAAUUUAACAGCAAAGGCAAAAAAGAAUUGGAAGUUGUAAAUUCCUAAAAUCACUACGGUGACGAUCAGUCUAGGAAUCGUUGCUUACUGUAGCAGAGACCAAAUAAAUCUAUUUCCGACACAACCUUUAGCUCAGUUGAUUUUGGACAGCUGCUUUGUGUCAAGACAGGGCUCCGGGCGGUGACGGUGCCGACUUCCCCGCGCCGGCAGGAGGGCCCCGGGCCUUCAUCGGGCAUGGGGAUGGGUUCUAAAUGGGCAGGGGACACACAGGGGACGUGUUUAUGUGUUCUCGUGGCUCAGGGGCUGGAGCCCGGAGGCUUUCAGCAGCCGAGUCGAACGUGUGGUUUUUAGUUUUGUGAAUGGACGAUCACAAAGAAAAAGUGUCUCUUAAAAAGUUGGCGAAACGCUGAAGCGCACUGUGGCGAGGCACCUCGCGCACCCGGAGCGCCCGUUCCCCGUUCCCGGGCAGGGAGCGCGGCCCGUGUCGCGCUGUUCCGACCCCACGUGCGCCAGAGUAACUGGGUUUUUGUUUUCUUGUGGAGUUAACACCAAAUAAAAAUCUGAAAAGCUG
This is a messenger RNA of Suricata suricatta (meerkat), 6666 nucleotides long. RefSeq names its product KIAA0232 ortholog. Lineage: Eukaryota; Metazoa; Chordata; Mammalia; Carnivora; Herpestidae. The transcript is spliced from 8 exons. The record is from RefSeq and is a predicted model, not a curated record. Bases 268 to 4470 code for a protein of 1400 amino acids.